Trichoderma atroviride IMI 206040 is the source of this 1014-nucleotide messenger RNA. Lineage: Eukaryota; Fungi; Ascomycota; Sordariomycetes; Hypocreales; Hypocreaceae. The record is from RefSeq and is a predicted model, not a curated record.
AACGCAUGCUUCAACUCUUGUAUACAUUUUUGCGACGAGACGUUUCAUUGUUUCGAAGAGAAAGCUCAAGACGACAGCCAUGUCUGAUCCUAACGUAUAUACCGUCGGCUGGAUAUGCGCCCUAUCGACCGAAUUCGUGGCCGCCCAGGCAUUUUUAGAUGACAGCCACCCGCCACCUGAGAACCUGCCCCCCAGCGAUAGCAACACUUAUAAGUUGGGCAGGAUUGGCCACCAUAAUGUCGUGAUAGCAGUCCUUCCCAAUGGCGUAUAUGGGAUAUCUUCUGCGACAGGCGUUGCCAAGGAUUUGCUGCGCAGCUUUCCCAAUAUCAGGAUUGGCCUGAUGGUGGGAAUUGGAGGCGGCGCUCCAAGCGCAAAACACGAUAUCCGUCUUGGCGAUGUUGUUGUGGCCGUUAGUAAUGGUCAGGGUGCCGUGGUUCAAUAUGAUUUUGGAAAAGCUAUCCAGGGAGAAGAUUUUCAAGAGUUGGGAUAUUUGAACCAGGCACCAAUAUUACUGCUGACGGCAGUCAACAACCUCAAGGCUGAGUAUGAGCUUGACUUGGAGGAAAACCGCAUCCAAAGAGGAAUCGACAGUGCGCUGACUAAACGACCAAGACUGCGAAGAAAUUAUCAGCGGCCCGACGAAUCUUCUGAUAGACUAUACCAGCCUCUGGUAAUACAUACAGCCGAAGGUGAAGCUGAUUGCUCCACGGUGUGCGGUAACGACCCGUUGACACUGGUCGAGUUGAGAGGAAAGAUAUCCUUUGCUUUGAAAUGGAGGCCGCUGGUCUGAUGAAUCACUUCCCGUGUUUAGUUGUUCGAGGAAUAUGCGAUUACUCCGACUCACAUAAAAACAAAGCAUGGCAAGGCUAUGCAGCCAUGGCAGCUGCGGCAUAUGGAAAAGAUCUCCUUGGCCAGAUCGCUCCCAGCAGGGUUGAAGGCGAGAGAAAGAUUAGCGAGGCUGUAUUUGGUAUAUAUUACAAAUCUAAAUAAAGACACCAACAUAUGUUAACCUUA